CUAGGCGACCUAAGGCCGCAGCUCUGAGGAGCGUUAAUGACGACGACUUUGGGGACCACUCCCGGGGGAACGACCCCCGCGGCGACGGCCCCGGCGGGAACCACACACGAGUUAGAGAGAGAUGCUGAAUUCCAGGAGCAUGAAAAGAUUCUGUCUCCAGAUUUUCUUUCAGUUGCUCAAAUCACUGAAAUGCUAACAGAAGACGUAGAUGGAGUUCAACAAAAACUGAAAAAGUUUUUAAAUUUCAAAAACCUUCAAACCUGUUUAAAGGAAGCCAUUCUACUAGAUUAUUAUGUAUCUGGAUUUUUGUGGGCUAGAGGAAUGGACUUUUCUGUUAUUCAAUAUUCAAAAUUUAUGACUUUACUAGAUACGUUACUUCAUAAUCUUAGAACACUGCAUAUGUCCUUAGAAAAUAGCAUAAAAUGGCUUGGAGAAGUUAUGACUGAAAUAGGACCGUCCCAUUCACAGAAAACUGAAGAAGGGAGUAUCUUUAAUAUAAAACAAUCCAAUGCUGUCAUCGAUUACUUAAAAAUCAGCUUAUUUCAACACUACAAGCUAUAUGAGUUUCUAUUCUACUCUACCAGGGACGAAAUUGUGAUAGGAACUGAGUCUCUCCACGUGGAGCUCCACUCAUUACAUGGUGCUCAUUACAUGGAUCCCACAAAUGAAAUUUGCAGGAAGGAAGGAGAAGCUGCCAGUCUUUUUGAGCAAAUGAUAGAGGUUGUCAAGCCUUCAAGUGGUCUCUUUCCAGAUCCUCUAGAAGAAGGAAUCUCACUUGACAUUUAUUCAACAUUCAUAGAGCCACCCCCAACAUUGGAUUUAGGAAUGAAGGGUUUGGAUCAAGAACAAGUCCCUGAGGAAUCCCAUACCGAAGCCAUUUCUGACAUGGAUCCUUUAAUGGGUUUUACCAUAGAAGAUAUAACAUCGGUGCUUGGUCAAGUCACAGAUGAUAUUUUAAUCAGCCUUCAGACCGAGAUAAACGAAAAGCUGCAAAUACAGGAAGAGGCCUUUAAUGCACGAAUAGAAAAAUUGAAAAAGGCCUGAGAACUUAGUGCAAGAAGAGUGAUGCUAAACUUCACAGAAACAAACAAAACCAGCCGCAAUAAUAGACUCUCCAGAGCAGCAAAUCUCCUUCCUUUCAUUGCGAGAGGAAAACCAAGUCCCACUUUUUAUUAUCCUGAGGAAUUAGAAAAGUAUUGGCCUUCAUUUUGCUAUCUCCUGUCCCAUAACAACCUCUGAAUUUAUUGCACUAAGUGUAAUAAGAACAUUUUGUAUACAAGAGUUUGGAGAAUUAUAUGUAAAAAUACAAUUACUUUUAUGAUACUCCUUUGACAUUUUGACUAAUAAAUCCUAUUCAUCUUCAGGGAGAAUGAAGCCAACUUUUUUUUAAAUAAAAAAAUAAUAAUUUUAUCCUA
This is a messenger RNA of Suricata suricatta (meerkat), 1415 nucleotides long. RefSeq names its product ciliary associated calcium binding coiled-coil 1 (gene CABCOCO1). The transcript has 9 exons. NCBI's taxonomy places the organism in Eukaryota, Metazoa, Chordata, Mammalia, Carnivora, Herpestidae. The record is from RefSeq and is a predicted model, not a curated record. The coding region runs from base 37 to 1044 and encodes 335 amino acids.